GUAGCACCCGGAAUUUACACGCGCGGAAGGUGUUGUCAGAAGGAGUGGACUUUUGUGUACAUUUAAGUUUGCAUCAUCACGAAAUCACCGUCAUGCAAUCAUCUACACGCUGCCACUAAUUAUUAUCAGCAUGACGUUAUCGGUGGGACGUGGAAUUUUCAUGAAAAUAUGCGGCAACAGCUUCGGUAGCUUACCAUCGCGAAUUAUAGCCGCGAGAUCCAGCAGCGCAGCUAGCAAGGAGAAUGCAGAAUCCAUCGGAAACGUUAUCCCGGCUUCGCAGCCGAAUAAGAUCCAAGCCGCAGUGCUGAAGGAAUUCUCCAGUCCUCUCGUUAUAGAGAACCUGGAGCCGCCGAAGAGGGUACAAGCGAACGAAGUACUCAUUGAUGUUCAUUACUGUGCUCUGAAUGUCUCCGACUCUCUUCUCAGUAAGAAUAUGUACAUAUUUGAACCCAAAUUACCAAUGAUUCUUGGUCACGAAGUUGUCGGGAAGCUGGUUGAGAUCGGUGCUGAGGCAGAGGAGAGCGGCUACAAAGUUGGAGAUAAAGUCAUCGCUCUUAACAAGGAAAGAUACGGAGGCUUGGCUGAGAAGUGCCUGGCAGAAGUUGGAGACAUUUGGAAAGUACCUCCCAUGACAAACUCCAUGAACGCUGCGAGCGUGCUGGACAAUUACAUUACUGCUCUACUCGCGCUGGAGAGGAAAGUCAACAUCGAUGAGGACGACAUGAUACUGAUAAACGUCGGUAUGAGCGGCAUUGGUCUGGCAGCGCUGGAUCUCGCGACGAAUGUUUUUAGAGCCAAGGUGAUUGGAAUUUGCGCCACGGAAGACGGGGCGGACCAGGCUCGGGAGAAGGGAGCGUUCGCAUCCCUGAAGUACAAGGAUAAGAAGUUGCUGAAGCAGAUAGAGGACAUUGCGGCCGAGCGAGACAUCAAAGCCAUCUUCGACGACGUCGGUGGGGAGUACCUGAAGAAAAUGUUGGAUUGCUUCACCAACGUCUACAAAGACGCGACGUUAAAGGACCUGCUGCGCGAUGACAAUUUUGCCGUGGUGGUGCAUCACCUCUCUCGCGAAGGGCGAAUGAUCAUAGCCGGCACGGCGGCCACCAUGAACACGGACGUUCAGUCAGACGUGCAGAAAGGCUCCUUCAGCGUCACCGGCUUCAGUCUUCGUGAAUACAGGAAGAGAAAGCCUGACGUGUACCGCCAAGCGGGAGACGAGAUUUUACAAUUCUUAGAAGAGGGUCUCAUCACACCGUCUUACUCGUUGAUUGCCGGCUUACACAAGAUCAACGACGCCUUGCAAGUCGUCUCCGAGAGUAAAUCCCCGGGAAAAGUCGUGAUCGACAUGAGGAACAAGGAGGCUGCGGUAAAAGUACCGGCAAACGGAUCUGCAUGAACUUGCACCGAGUCACUCCGUGAUUUUUCAAGUUCUGAUACUCCAAGAAAGCAGCUUUAUGAUGCACGGUGAUAUUUUGUACAUCUGCAUUAGAUAUUACGAUAAGCAGAAGCUAAUGUAGUUAUUAAGAUUAUUAAAACUUUCUAUUAUUAAAACUUUCACUUU
This is a messenger RNA of Ooceraea biroi (clonal raider ant), 1558 nucleotides long. Its product is annotated as quinone oxidoreductase-like protein 2. Gene Ontology annotation, cellular component: mitochondrion. Gene Ontology annotation, molecular function: oxidoreductase activity; zinc ion binding. Lineage: Eukaryota; Metazoa; Arthropoda; Insecta; Hymenoptera; Formicidae. The record is from RefSeq and is a predicted model, not a curated record.